Molecule: messenger RNA, 525 nt
Organism: Rhizopus microsporus ATCC 52813
Lineage: Eukaryota; Fungi; Mucoromycota; Mucoromycetes; Mucorales; Rhizopodaceae
Exons: 3
Coding region: 45-446 (133 amino acids)
Source: RefSeq, a predicted model, not a curated record
GUUUACCUAACCAUCAGAUUAUAUAGUGUCAUUGCAAAUAAAGCAUGCGUUUAAGGAACAAAUGUAUGAAGAGCAAUUAUGCUUAUUGGCUGUUGGUUUUGUAUAAGGAGCUUUAUUUACAACUAGAAUUAACUUUUAUAAAGUCAAAUAUAGAAGCAUUAAAUGAAAAAUACAGCCAGAAAUUAAAAGAGUUUGAGGAUCAAGCAAAUGAAGAAACGGUUAAUGCAAAAAAGAGACAACAUAAUGAUAGUUUAAUCCAAACUUAUGUGGAUACAAUAAAUAUCCUAAAAGACAAGAUCAUAUCUCUCCAGGAAGAAGGUGUCAGGCAAGAGUCUAACUUGGAGAAAGAGAUUAAAGCGACAAGGGCAGAACGUAAAAACGUGAGGGCGCUUGUUGAUCAGUUAAUCCAAGAGCAUAUUGACAAAGACACUGGCAUUAUUCAAUAGUCGAUGUAGUAAUAAUAAGAAUAAUUCUCUCAUAAAAAAGCAUUUCUUUAUUCAUUCUUUUUUGUUUUUUCUUGUUUUU